Messenger RNA from Xiphophorus hellerii (green swordtail), 2739 nucleotides. RefSeq names its product potassium voltage-gated channel subfamily G member 4-like. The transcript has 3 exons. Gene Ontology annotation, cellular component: membrane; voltage-gated potassium channel complex. Gene Ontology annotation, biological process: potassium ion transmembrane transport; action potential; protein homooligomerization. Gene Ontology annotation, molecular function: protein binding; delayed rectifier potassium channel activity. NCBI's taxonomy places the organism in Eukaryota, Metazoa, Chordata, Actinopteri, Cyprinodontiformes, Poeciliidae. The coding region runs from base 579 to 2150 and encodes 523 amino acids. The record is from RefSeq and is a predicted model, not a curated record.
UCCUGCCCCCUGCUGGCCGCUCCAGACCAGCUCUUCUAACCGGAUCAUUUUUCUGUUCGGUUCGGUCCGAGCAGCAGGUCGGAUCUCAGUCGGACCAACCUGGGGAAGUCUGUGCGUCUCCGGAUCCAUGUCCUGCUUUUAACAAACUUCUCCCGACCUCUGAGAGCGGAACCGCCUGUUAGACAGGAGGAAGAGGAGGAAGAGGAGGAAGGUCCUGCUGUCGGAACAAGAUGAAAACAAAGCAGCAGGUUUCAGGACACCGCUGUUAGAUAACCGCAUUAUUAUCUCUGCGGGGGACAGGUGGACACCGCGGGGACAGGUGGACACCGCGGGGACAGGUGGACACCGCGGGGACAGGUGGACAUCCCGAGGGACAGGUGGACACCGCGGGGACAGGUGGACAUCCCGAGGGACAGGUGGACACCGCGGGGACAGGCUGGGUUGAGGGACUCUAACUUCCUGAUGCUCCACCUGAACCGCAGCGGCUUCGCCCUGAAAGUAUCUUGCUCGGAGUUGGUCUUCCUCGUUAGCUUGACCCACAGAAGGUUCUUCCAUCCCGUCCCGGAUCUGUUGCCAGCAUGCCCAUCAUUAGCAAUGCCAACCAUGACUUCAGCACCUACUCCAUCAGCAGCGACGAUAGCAGCCUGGACCGCUUCUUCACUGAGAUCCCAGAGACCGAGACCCUAAAGGGGGUAUACUUCCAACGUGCCCAGCUGCUGCGGGAGCCCCAGGCCUCCUUCACGGUGGACCACGCCGUACAGGUCCUCAUCAACGUGGGGGGGAACCGCUACGCCUUCCCCUGGAGCACGCUGGAGCAGUUCCCCCAGAGCCGGCUGGCCCGUCUUCGCUCCUGCACCACGCCGGAGGAGAUCGCUCGGCUCUGCGACGACUACGACGAGACGUGCCGGGAGUUCUUCUUCGACCGGAACCCCACGGCCUUCAGGGUCAUCCUGAACUUCCUGGCGGCGGGGAAGCUGCGUCUUCUCCGGGAGCUGUGCGCCGUCUCUCUGCACGAUGAGCUGGACUACUGGGGCGUGGACCCGGGCCACAUGGAGCGCUGCUGCCGGCGGCGGAUGAUCACCCGGGUGGACGAGGUGGCAGAGCGCCGGCGGAAGGAGGAGGAGUGGAGGCAGAAGAGGAUGAAGCUGAAGAAGAGACCUCCGCAGGCGGAGAAGGGCUACCGCAGGCUGGUGUCGGCGCUGCGGGAGGUGAUGGAAAACCCGCACUCGGGUUUGGCGGGGAAGAUCUUCGCCUGCCUGUCCAUCAUCAUGGUUCUGGUGACUGUGGUCAGCCUCUGCAUCAGCACCAUGCCGGACCUCAGAGACGAGGAGAACCGGGGCGAAUGCUCCCAGAAGUGUCGCAACAUGUUCGUGGUGGAGUCGGUGUGCGUGGCCUGGUUCACCCUGGAGUUCCUGCUGCGCUUCGUCAACGCUCCCUCCAAGCUGGCAUUCGCUCGCGGGCCGCUCAACGUCAUCGACGCCGUCGCCAUCCUGCCGUACUACGUGUCGCUGGUGUUCGACGUUGGGGAGGAGGCGCAGGACGAGGCGGCGAUGGGGGCGGGCCGCGGCUACCUGGACAAGCUGAGCCUGAUCCUGCGGCUGCUGCGGGCGCUGCGGAUCCUGUACGUCAUGCGGCUGGCGCGCCACUCCCUGGGCCUGCAGACGCUGGGCGUCACCAUGCAGCGCAGCAUGCGGGAGUUCGGCCUGCUGUUGCUCUUCGUCUGCGUGGCCGUCGCCCUCUUCUCGCCGCUGGUCCACCUGGCCGAGAGCGAGCUGGCGCCGUUCGCCGCCGCGCACCCCCAGCACAGCUUCAGCAGCAUCCCGGCCUCCUACUGGUGGGCCAUCAUCUCCAUGACCACGGUGGGCUACGGUGACAUGGUGCCGCGCAGCGUCCCCGGCCAGAUGGUGGCGCUCAUCAGCAUCCUGAGCGGCAUCCUCAUCAUGGCGUUCCCGGCCACCUCCAUCUUCCACACCUUCUCUCGCUCUUACCAGGAGCUGAAGCAGGAGUACGAGCGCGUGUGGAAGCAGGAGCGCCACGAGGAGAUGAGCGACUUCUCGCAGGAAGACUUCUCAUCUGCGUCCAAAAAGAAAAGCGACGGACUGACGUCCAACGAGACGCAUCGGUCCACGCUGCCACCCUCUGCUUUCUGAUGGACAUUUCCCGUGUCCGUCCCUUUAAAUCUUUAAUCUGACUCCCAGAUGGACGUCCAGCUGCGGCCCCUAAGGGCCCGGGUCUGCAGGUCUGGGAUGUAUCCGGGUAACCAACCUGCAGGAUCCGAGCAGGAGGAACCGCUGAUGUUGGGUCUCCAGCUGAGGAGUCUUCCUUUAAUAUCUAGUUUAGUUUUGUUCAGUGCUGCAGCUUCAACCCUUUAAUGAGUCCAGAUUUAGAGAAUCUGUUGCAUAUGAUCCAGAAGGUCCAUUAGUUUAAAUCCCAGCCAACAUUUAGUCUGAUUUCCCCCUGAUAGUCCAGUAGACUCGGUUCUAUUGGUACCAAAACAUUUAACAUCUUCAGCUGCUGUGGUUCUCUCUCUCUGCUCUGAGUCAAACCAACCUGUUCCUCUCCUGGCCAGUGGGGGCGCUGCACCAAGAACCACUGAAGGAAGCAACACAAAAAGCUCUGAAGUCACUGAGAGCAACUAGAUGGAGGCAUCAGAUUUUAGCGGUUGGAGGAUUUCUCUUUAGUCAUUUCUCCUGCUAGCGCUAGGCUAGCAUGUUAGCAUUGGUUGUAUUUACCCAGAAU